AGAGAUAAAUGAUACAGUUUUACUAAUAAUGACUAAUACUACUAAUUUGAUACUACUAAUAAUGAUAUCAAUACAGACAGUAUGUGUCCAGCGUGGCGUGCAAUCUUAACCAGUCUGAGUAUUACACAUAUCUUUCAACGAGCGCAGUUGCUAGGGGCAGACUGUUGUUUUGGAGCCGCGGCGACCCCUAUCGUCCCGACACCGCAUUACACAUCAGCUGUUGAACUGGGUACCAUUUGAUACACUGGAUGGAGGCGUUGUAACAUUAUGCGCCACCGCGAUGGACUACCUCCGUCAAUUAAAGUCGGAAUUCGGGAUUAUGAGACAACUGUUAAAAAGAGGCUAGUUUGUCUAUUUCUAUCUAAUUACAUAUAUAAUCCACAAGUGGGACUAGAGCGUGGUCCUUUUAAAUCAUAUGGCGUCUGGAUGCAGCCGAGAAGCUGCAUCGAGGUUUCUAACGGAGCGGGGAGGGAGCGUGAAAAACGAGGAUUCGCAUGAACAUUUUCAGCCAGGUCUGUCGAUUGAUCCUCCAGACACGGCGCUGAUCAACGAGCUAUUUCAGAUGAACCUGGACAACGCGGCCCUCGUAAAUCAGGACGAUGGGACCAAUUCCGCAUGCUCGGGAAAGGGAGACGCUCAUUCUAUGUGUUCCGGACCGAAAACUGUCGGCGAAUACGAAGGCAAUGAGAUCGCUGAUCGGGACCUCCUUGACAUAGGCCGGGACAGUGAUCGUGCCCGUGUGUCUGCGAUGCAUCACCUGGAGCACGGUGGCCCAUCGCCAAGGGACGACUCUGCUUUAAAUGAGAAUCUUCGCUCUAACCGCAGUUUUCCGAAAUGUGCAAGCGAUGCCGCAGAACAGGAAAUAUCAGCUGUCCCAGGUUGCGGAACCGACAUAGGGAAAGGGGAGGGAGCUGGUUCUCACGCUUCUUUACUGGAAGCCUCCAGCGCGGCUCGGGAUGGUGAUGGUGCCCGCACAAGUUCUUUACUUUGUGUCACUCUCGCCAAGGAGUUGCCGGACAUGGGGAAUAAAAGCUCAAAGAAACCCCCCAGCAUUAAAAGGAAAAGUUCGGAUAGUCGUGAUUCCAGCGGGAUCUCAAUUCCUCAGAUCGCCAGGGUCGCGCCGUCUUCUUUACCGCAGAAAACCGGCGUGACGGUUUUCGACUUACCCGAAAAUCAAAGAGAAGAUCAAAGCGCUAUGAGAGUCUCUAAUAAAACGACCUACCGGCAUCAUCUUGGCAAUGAACUGCAGCGUGGCAAAAGUGCGCAGGGAGCUGACUUAAGACUGUCCGCAGAAACGAAACCAGGCGCGGAGGACGGUGAGCCUCGCUUGGCCAAGGGAGCGCCGCUGCGGAUCAGUAAACUGCGACGGUCAAAGCGAUCGCGGCGCGGUUCUCUGUCCAGUGGCCUCUCCACAGACUGCACCGAUGAAGGGCAGUCUGACUCACGCAGCUUAAGCGGGAAUGACAACAACACGCCGCGGAGCAGCCGCAAGAACUUUGUCCAGCUUAUGAUAAACAGCUCCCCGCAGGUUCGACGGAGCCUGGCGCUCAGGAACACUCCCCACCUUGGGGCCAGAGACGUGGUGCGGGACGACGGUGACCCUGCUGACGAUGAGAGCGGCUCGGUGGCCCUGGACCCCUUGGAGCACCAGUGGAUGAUGUGUGCGUCCGAUGGAGAGUGGGAGAGCCUCCACCAGCUACUUUCACAGGACCCUAACCUCGUGAACAAGAAGGACUUUGUAACCGGGUUCACUUGCCUCCACUGGGCAGCCAAGCUGGGAAGGCAAGAACUACUAUCUCAACUGGUGAACUUCGGCAAACAGAAUGCCAUCUCAGUGAACAUCAAUGCCCGCUCUAGCGCUGGGUACACCCCUUUACACCUAGCCACUAUACACAACCACCCAGAGGUGGUCAAAUUUCUUGUGGGGGCGUGUGAGGCCAACGUGGAGGCCAGGGACUAUAAUGGCAGGAUGGCGUGGCAGUACCUCUCACGCACCACAUCCAAGAACAUGUAUGAUAUUCUGGGGGGAAUGCCAGGCUUCUGGUCUGAGAGUGGAGAGGGCGGAGCCAGUCGCAGGACCGCGUCAAAAGUUCUUCCCUAUAACCUGGUGACUUUUGGGCCAUUCAGUUGCCUGGAUGAGCAAGUGUGCGAUGGUGAUGCUUCAGAGAAGCCCAAAUUAGUAAGCAGGAAGCCUUCUUUGAAAUCGAGGUUGCCUAAGAUCCGGGUCAGAUCCAGGAUAGUCCACAGCACUUCAUUCAGAGACCCGGAGGAAGUGAGAGCAUCUGCCCGGAGCAUUGUGAGGUCAAGACCCAAAUCAAACAUCUUUGGGUGAAGCUUCAAUGUCACAGACUUUCCAUAAAAAAACAGAUAAGGAUAUACAAGGAGACCUGACCACCUCUCAAACAUAAAGGGGAAAAAAGUACUGUGAAUAUACUGUAUAGAUGCAAUUUUUUAAUUAGUGCCAAGAUAGACAAAUUUGUCAUUUUUAUAUGAAUGUUUGUUUUUUCUAAACGUAGAGCCAAGUUCUUGCAUUGGGAGAAGAUUAUCCAAGGUUGUAAUGCAAUAAUUACAACAGCUGUGAAAUUUGUACUCAAAGUAACUUAAUAGUGAAGCUAUUUCAGGAGUUAAGCAUUGUUAAGCCUUUUUUCUACUGCUUUCUGUAAUGUCCUGGUCUGUCCCUUUUCGAGGCAAUACAUUAAUACAUGUAACUUGUAGUUACAGUGCCAAUUACAUGGUUAACCUGCUAAGCUAGGUGUUACUAGCUUUUUAGAGACAGCUGUGACCUUCAGCACUCUGGUUUGGCAUCUUGUCCCAUUUAGGAUAGCUAGUGACCAGUACGAACUGUGUACUUUGAUAAAAUGAUGCUGUCAUGGCGUUUGUUUGUCACACCAGGCAUACAUAUCCUAUUAACAGGACUCCUGGGUCUUUUCGCAUUAAGUCUUUUUUGAUGGUUUGCUUAGUAAUGCUUCAUACAAUACUACUUUACUGGUUCAUACGUACUUUACUGGUUUUGUGGUUAGUGUUGCUGACAGUGUGGUCAGUGUAGUUUUGAGGCCGUGGAUUGACACCUUAUAGAGAAAAUCCCUGAGGAAUGUGCUUUCCUUUAUUCUCUCUGUAAAAUGACUAGCUCUGAUGGAUAAAAGUAUACCUUUCUGACACACAGGUAUUGUCAGUUGUUGGAGAAAACAAGCAUUCUUCAUAUGAAUUUAGUUAUUAACAAGCUAAUGAUUACAGCAAAAUCAAACCCCUCAUUUAUAGGGUACCUGUGUAACUGCACUGCAGCCUUAACUCUUAAAUGAUUGUAGUACUGAACAACAAAUAGCUUUUUGGGCCGUAAGCAGUUUAUGUACAUACCUGUGCUAAAAGUAUGUGCUACUGCCACACCUGAGUGCAACUGGAACAAGAUGCAUGCAGCAGGAAUUCUUGGCAUGGACAGGGCUGCACAGUGCAUUUAAAAACACAGAGUGAUCUGUCAGCAGUGUGCUUCAAAUAUCUGUCAUAUUUUGAAAAGCAGCAGAUCCCAUGAUGCCAGUCUGACGUGCCCCCUAACAUGCCAGGCAGACGGACUGAUGGAAACAGGUUAAGGCUUACAGCUGUCUAAAGAUGCAAGAUCCUUGGGUGGAAGAUGGGCAGACAGGGAGCGAGGUGCCAUCCGUACCAGCAUACACUAUCACACAUUCCGGGGUGGGGGGUUGUACUGAUGUUGAGUGUGUCCUUAACCUGAUCUCCCGUGCCUUGUGGUAACUGCGCAGUCUCAUGCAGUGAAGCAUUCCCUUAUUCCAUAAACUGAAUGUUUAGCAGAAGGGCGUUUGUGGCUGGUUUACAAGAUGAUCCACAAAAAUACAAAGUGCAUUAGAGCAAUGUCCUACUCUGCGAGACGGUUUUCCCUGUUACACACUUGCGUCAUAUUCGGUUGUGAUGAUGCUUGUCUCUCCAGUCAUUGCAUAUUUCAAAAAGCUCAAUAAUUUGAGUAAUUGUGUUUCAUGUUGUCUGCUUUAGGUAAUACUAGUGACUGUAAAUAAGUCUUGGGCUACAUUACUGUAUGUGCAGAGGUUUUUAUGUUUUUAUAUAACUGGUCACUUUCAUGGGUUAAUACUUAUUUCUUAUAAGUUGGUCAAAGUGUUUUCUUUGUGUCUGUUCUGAGUUCUGUUGCACUACAUGUGUGGGUUUUGGAGAAUUUUCUGCUAAACCAUAAGCAGUGUCCAAAUGAUUAUGUCUUAACCAUCAGCAGGAAGUUGCACUUGCUUGUAAAUGGCAGAGUGCCAUUUGAUUACAUUAAUUGGAGAAUGUGCUUUGUGUUAAAUGUAUCGUUUUGUGUACCAGUUGCAGUCUACUGCCCUUAGAUUGACUGGCGUUUUUCUUACCUUUUUGUUAAGGUUAUGGGAAUACUGUAUAUCUAACCCUACUGGAGCAUUUUGGUUGUCCUGUUUCAGGUUUUGAUUACAUGAAUGACUGUUAAUUAAAAUACAGUUGCUUUGUCAGCAUGACAUGCUA
Paramormyrops kingsleyae is the source of this 4494-nucleotide messenger RNA. RefSeq lists its product as uncharacterized. Gene Ontology annotation, molecular function: protein binding. The record is from RefSeq and is a predicted model, not a curated record. NCBI's taxonomy places the organism in Eukaryota, Metazoa, Chordata, Actinopteri, Osteoglossiformes, Mormyridae.